CGCCAGGACCCCAUCACUUCCUCCAGAACGCGCUCUCACACGGAUUUCUGCAUUGCUGUGAGGAGGGGUCUGCUCAUCUGGGUGCCUGGUGCAUGCUCUGCUCUGAGGAGGCCGUUCCGUCUUAAGACCUGUUGCAGUCUCCGAAUAUAAACCCCCCUUUGUUGGGGAGAAGUUGACUUGACUGAGCCGCAUGAUCAGAGUCAGGUGACAAAACUGGGCACAAAAGCGGAGGAGAAUGAGCAGCUGGGUGAGGGCGUUAGCUGCUGAUCUUGCCAUUUGACAGGCUGUGUUACUCCUCAGGGAAAAAUGAGUGCCUGGCCCUGUCCUCUGCUGUGGAGCUUAACCAUGGUGUGUCUAACAGGUAUUGCUUUAGGUCAGACAACCAGCACUGAAGCUGCCAUUUCAUCAACUCUAGCACCUCCCAGUGCAACCAGCACUGGGGUUCCCAUUUUAUCAACCCCAGCACCUCCCAGUGCAACCAGCACUGAGGUCCCCAUUGCAUCCACCCCAGCAGCCCCCAGUGCAACCACUGCUGUGGCCUCUGCUCCCCCAGCGGCUCCUGCAACACUCUCAGCUGGACUGACACCAACCACUGCAAACUCUGCUGCAUCCACAGCAGCUCCAUCUGCUGAUCCAAGCACAGAAACCCCUGCCCAGACUCUGCCCACUACCAUGGGGACUGUCCCCACCUCUGGCAGCACGGCCGCCUCUCAAGCGUCUGCAGGACUGAUGGCCACAUCCAGCAGUGCCCCAGUGUCCCCUCCAGGAGUGACCACAUCCCCUGGGGUCCCGUCGGCAGCUCCGCUCCCCACCACCCCCCAGCCCUCCAACUGCAGCAGAGUGAAUGUGACAGCCUGUGCCCGCUGCCCCCCAGGGACAGUCCCCAACCAAGGCACCUUGAGCUGCUCGUGCUGCAUGGGGGGCUUGUGCACAGACCCCAGUGCCUGCACACCCUGCCUACCAGGCCACUACCAGCCCCAAAGUGGGCAACCAUCCUGCCUGCCCUGCCCACAGGGGUAUUACACCAGCUUCCCAAGAAGCACCGUGUGCCUUCCCUGCCCGCCUGGACAUUUUGCUAAUGAGCCUGGGGCUGCAGCCUGCAGAGCCUGUGAGCGAGGCUAUUUUAGCUCCAAGCAAAAUGCAGCUUUUUGUCUGCCUUGCCAGCCAGGAUCAUUUUGCAACACCACCAGCUGCUCGGCCUGCCUGCCCUGCCCCGGGGGGCAAGAGGCUCCUCGGGAGGCGUCGGAGGGGUGCGAGUCCUGCCUGCCAGGUACAUUCAAAGGUCUCAGUGACAACAGGUGCAAGGCCUGCAGGACAGGAGAGUACCAAUUACAACGGGGCAAGGAGAGCUGUGACCUGUGCCCAGAAAACCACUACUGCCCUAGCCCAGAUGUGAACCCCAUCAAGUGCCCUCCUGAUGCCUUCUGCCCCAGGGGCAGUGUGGAGCCCACCUACUGCAUGGAGCUCUUCCUGUACAAAGUGGGGGACUCCUGCCAGCUGACCCCUGCCAUGAUCAUUGUCCUGGCCACCUUCUCAGCAGGUGCAAUCCUUGUUGUCUUUCUAAUAAUUCUGAGGAGGCGGCAAGAACAUGGCAAGAAAUCCUUGAAGUCCCUGUUGCUGCUCCGGGGCUCGGGAGGACACACCACAUACGGGGGCACGGAGGACACAGAGCCAGUCUAUGCUGGCUGGUAGCACAGGCCAUGAUCAGCAGCCACCGGCCUCUCUUUCCCCUGGGGCAACACAGAUGUGGAACUGGGCAAGAUGUUUAACCACGAGCAACCUAUUUCUGUAUAGCUAAAAUCAGUGCUGGGAAAUAAAACUCAAGUUUUUA
This is a messenger RNA of Corvus hawaiiensis (hawaiian crow), 1831 nucleotides long. Its product is annotated as multiple epidermal growth factor-like domains protein 9. The transcript has 9 exons. NCBI's taxonomy places the organism in Eukaryota, Metazoa, Chordata, Aves, Passeriformes, Corvidae. The coding region runs from base 307 to 1692 and encodes 461 amino acids. The record is from RefSeq and is a predicted model, not a curated record.